UCACAUGGGGCGUCUCCAUCAAUUACUCUCAAUCAAGAAUGACUCAAACGCCAAAGCAAAAUUUUGAAGAAGAAGAAGAAAAGAGGGAUAGUGUAGAAAACAUGAAAGGUCUAACAACACCUUUACAAUCAAAGUAUUGGCACCCAACAUCCCUAAACAACCUCAAAAACCCAGAAAGUUUCAAUCUUUACAGUCACCCAGUUCAAUUUAAUGGCAAAAACAACAACCCCAUAUCAAGAAAAGUGAAACCCAUCUCUUGUUUUGCUUCAGAGAACACAAAUCAACCAAUCUUGAAAGAAUCAAAGCCUCCAUUGGUUGUAGUUGGAUCAGCUAAUGCAGAUAUCUAUGUGGAGAUUGAUAGGUUACCAAAAGAAGGGGAAACAAUUUCAGCCAAAACAGGUCAAACAUUGGCUGGUGGAAAAGGGGCUAAUCAAGCUGUUUGUGGUGGAAAGCUUGAUUAUCCAACUUUUUUUGUUGGUCAAGUUGGUGAAGAUGCUCAUGGGAAAUUGAUUACUGAAGCUUUAGAGAGUGGUGGAGUUUGUGUGGAUCACCUUACUACUGUUUCUAAUGCUCCAACUGGAAAUGCUGUGGUGAUGCUUCAGUCUGAUGGGGAGAAUUCGAUUAUUAUUGUUGGUGGUGCAAACAUGUCUUGUUGGCCUGAUGAAUUGUCAUAUGAGGAUUUGGAGAUUGUGAGAAGUGCAGGGAUUGUGUUGCUCCAGAGGGAAAUUCCAGAUUUUGUUAACAUCCAAGUUGCAAAGGCUGCCAGGAAUGCAGGUGUUCCAGUUAUUCUAGAUGCAGGUGGAGCGGAUUCUCCAAUCCCUCUAGAACUUCUUCGUUGUGUUGAGAUUUUCAGCCCAAAUGAAACUGAGCUGGCUCGCAUAACAAAAAUGCCAACUGGAAAUUUCGAACAAAUCAGCAAUGCAGUGGAGCAGUGCUAUGACCUGGGAGUUAACCAGGUCCUUGUUAAGCUUGGGGCCAAUGGAUCUGCUCUUUUCACCAAAGGAGAGGAACCCUUGCGGCAACCCAUUAUUAAAGCUGCAAAAGUCAUUGAUACAACAGGAGCUGGUGACACUUUUACAGCUGCUUUUGCAGUGGCCCUAGUGGAGGGUAAAUCUAAAGAGGAAUGUUUGAGAUUUGCUGCUGCAGCAGCUUCUCUAUGUGUUCAAGUGAAGGGAGCCAUUCCAAGCAUGCCCGAGAAGAGAGCAGUGUUCAAUCUUCUUCAGUCAGCUUGAAGACUCGGAGUUUCCUUUAUCAUCUCCUUGUACAAAAAAGUAAGAGGAAGGUUCUCAGGUUGAUGAGUUGAAGUUCCGGACUCUUGAUUUUCAUAAAGAGGACUUCGGUGGAGCACUUGUUAACUUCGGGAAGUAGCGCUAAUCUGCAUAUUUUGCUUGUUGAAUUGGGGAUUCAAGAUACAGCUCUGAAAUACUUACUCUAGCUUUUUCUGAAGAACUUCUGGUGUAGCAUAGUUUUCGAUAAAUUGUUCUUUUCUUGUGCUUCUGUCAUCUCAGCUGAUAAAUAACUCCAGGAAGUUGGUUAGCAUAGCUAGUAUUUUCGUUAACGAUUAAUCGUUACUGAUUGUUGCUGAAAAGAUUGCCAGCUUUGAAAAACUUGAAUGAUAUAAGCCUCUUGUUUCUGACUGAUUUACUUAUAUUAGUUUUGCUAGUAUUCUUGUGCUU
This is a messenger RNA of Solanum tuberosum (potato), 1676 nucleotides long. RefSeq names its product ribokinase. The record is from RefSeq and is a predicted model, not a curated record. Gene Ontology annotation, molecular function: ribokinase activity. The transcript has 6 exons. Lineage: Eukaryota; Viridiplantae; Streptophyta; Magnoliopsida; Solanales; Solanaceae. Bases 39 to 1232 code for a protein of 397 amino acids. Gene Ontology annotation, biological process: D-ribose metabolic process.